This is a messenger RNA of Portunus trituberculatus (swimming crab), 2313 nucleotides long. RefSeq lists its product as uncharacterized. Gene Ontology annotation, molecular function: DNA binding. Bases 682 to 1788 code for a protein of 368 amino acids. Lineage: Eukaryota; Metazoa; Arthropoda; Malacostraca; Decapoda; Portunidae. The record is from RefSeq and is a predicted model, not a curated record. The transcript has 2 exons. Gene Ontology annotation, biological process: DNA recombination; DNA integration.
UACCUGUAGUAAGGUGAGGUUGCCCAGCAAUGUUCCUAAUCUGAUUGUGCCUGCUACAAAUGCAGUUAUUACCAAGGCUCUAAGUGUCGGGGGCAGGCUGAUUGAUGCUCGCCUGGUUUUCACCAAUGGCCUGCUCUCCAAGGCCCUGGUUCCGGUUGCCCAGUGCCUGAGUGACAUUGGGGAGAGGAAAGGUAAGCCUGUGGAUGAUUACCUGGAUGGCCUGAAUAACUGUGUAUGUCUCCUGACUUCUGCAGUGUGUUACCUUAACCAGCUCAGGAAGAAAGUGGCCCGCAUUCACGUGAACGAUUCAGCCCUUGUGGAGCUUUGCCGUUGGGACUGUGAAGUUGGCACUGCAGAGCUGUUCCCCUUUGAUGUCAUUAAGAAGUGUGAGGAGUUGCAUCGGGCCAGGCGGCUGGGCAGGCCUUCUUUCCGGCCAUACCGGUCAGGAGGUCCCAGGCGGACGGCUGCUUCCCGCCAGGCUCCCAGGAGGGCCCCUCCUUCCCAGAACUCAAGGUUUUGGUCUAAGCCUUUUUUAGGCCAGCGGCCUCCUCCGCUGAGGGGGAACCAGCAACACAGGCCGGCCCAGUGAACCCUUGCCGAUCUCAUUGCCAGAGUGCUGCGGAAACUCCAGGUGGACCGGGCUUCCUUGAUCGCGAUUCUACCUCUUUGGCCGUCGCAAGCAUGGUUCCCAAGGGCCCUUCAGUUUCUUGUUCAGCCACCAGUCCUCCCUCGCCUCCCUGUGUCAUUACCGCAGAACCCUGCUUACAUCCACCCGCGGGCCCAGUCUCUGGUGUUGACUGCGAUGAGUUUAUCAGGCGAUCCUUUGAAGUCCAAGGCCUAUCGCGAGACGUUGCCCAGCUUUUGCUUCACUCCUGGCGGAAGAGCACUUUACAACAGUAUAGGCCGUAUCUCUCAAGAUGGGUGUCGGUUUGUCUCCGGCGGGAAAUUGAUCCGUUUCUACCACCUUUAAGUUUUCUUUUAGACUUCCUACUGUGUGAAUUUCAGAGGGUUCCCGUUCGGAGUUAUAGUACUAUGAAUACCAUCCGUUCGGCCGUGUCUGCCAUCGCUAGGAUCGGGGGUCAACCAGCGGGUCAACAUCCGUUGGUUAUUAGAUUUAUGCGAGCCGUCUUUCAGGAGAGGCCUGCUUUUUCUCACUGUCAAUGUACCUGGGACCCAGAGUUAGUGCUCAACUACUUAAAGAGUCUCGGCCCUGAUGAACGUCUUUCACUCAUUCAGUUAUGCCGCAAAUUAACUGCCUUAAUGUUACUGGUUUCGGGGCAGCGUGGCCAAGUCCUAAGUUUCUUAGAUAUCCGUAAUAUGUCUGUCUUGGAUUCCAUGAUAGUUUUUUGUAUUGGGGAUCUCCUUAAAACUUCUAGGCCUGGUUGCCACAUUUCUGAAUUAUGUUUUGAAAAAUAUUUUGCGGACCAGCUUAUCUGUGUCUAUACUACAAUUGUUAAUUAUUUAGAGAGGACUAAGGACUCUAGGGGUUCCAUCACUGGCCUUCUUUUGACUACCAAACCCCCUAUUAAGGUGGCUUCCCAGGAUACCUUACGGCGCUGGGUCAGGGAGGUUAUGGGAGCCGUGGGUAUUGACCUCAAUAAUUUUUCACCUCACUCUACUAGGUCCGCCGCGUCUAGCAAGGCUGCGCUCCGUCUUCCGCUGUCCUCCAUCCUUUCAUCUGUGGGCUGGUCCAGGGAGUCUACCUUCGCAAAGUUUUAUGGGAGGCCAAUUAGCAAGAAGGAGUUAUUUGCACAGGCGGUGUUGGCGGAGGAUGGGUCUCCUCCAUGAAUAUGUAAAAUGUACUACGGUGUUUUGUGGUGGUUUUCAUAUGAUUUCAUUGUUUGUCCACAUAUUUGUACUUAAUUGUAUGCUUUUGGCUGGAAUACAUGAAGAUGAUACUAUAUGGUUUUCAGUCAUUCCUGGUUUUGGGGUUCGGCUUGGUUUGAGGACCUGCUCUAAAGCUCUCAUUUGUUGCCUCGGUGACGUCAGUUUAAAUAUUGUGAAGUGAAAUUGUAAGAUUAAACGAUACUUACCAAGUUGAAGUUUGAUCGUAAUUUCACGAACAUUUAAACGACGUCACUGAGGCAGUAAAUGCCCUCCCUUCCCUCCCACGGCUUCUUGGUCGCCGUGUUUUGGGGUUUUUUCUUCACUCACUGAAAAAUGUUUAGUUUUUGUAAUUUUUAUACUUUGUUCCUCAAACCAACACUCUGAAGGACUGACGAGGAGCGGCAUAGACAUCUCAUUUACUGCCUCAGUGACGUCGUUUAAAUGUUCGUGAAAUUACGAUCAAACUUCAACUUGGUAAGUAUCGUU